Mycena indigotica is the source of this 5643-nucleotide messenger RNA. RefSeq lists its product as uncharacterized. The coding region runs from base 1 to 5643 and encodes 1880 amino acids. The record is from RefSeq and is a predicted model, not a curated record. Gene Ontology annotation, cellular component: cytosol; nucleus. Gene Ontology annotation, molecular function: peptidase activator activity; proteasome binding. Lineage: Eukaryota; Fungi; Basidiomycota; Agaricomycetes; Agaricales; Mycenaceae. Gene Ontology annotation, biological process: proteasomal ubiquitin-independent protein catabolic process. The transcript is spliced from 43 exons.
AUGGCUUCCUCAACCACCUCGCCAAUAGAACUCGAUAUGGAUGUGGAGCUCGAUAUGGACGACCAUGACAAUGCGGCAUUGCAAGUUUACGUCGACGCUAUGCCCUAUUCCUGCGAAACAACCGCCGAAAUGAACUCCAAGCUUGCUGACAUCGUUGCAAAGAUGCACAUUUGCGUGAAGGCCAAACAAUGGUUUGUCUUGUCUACAUGGGAUGGCGUUUUAGAAAGCUGGCUGCUCAUGCGCUACCCCAUUGCCAAACCACUCCGCGCCAAACUGGCCCGUCUCUAUUACGAACUCAUUCUGUUACCGGGGAUUGAGGCGCGGACAUGCCGAAACUGGGUUCAUAUGUUUAAUCGUGUUCUUGCAAACAAGCCUGGGAUUCCACGAAAGCUGGAGCCUAGUGACCUCCAACUUCCGUGGCAGCCACUCUGGACGAUGGUCAAGAAGGAGCUAUGGCCGUCGGGCCGGAAGCGCACCGAUCUCGCUGGUCGAAACAUGAUAAAUCUACUCUUAUUCACAGCGGAACAUGCGCGCCCAUACUUCCCCCCCAGCGAGAUACCGGAAAUGCUGUCUGCCUUUUUACCUCUGGUCACUAGAUCGACUAUGCUUGGGAUGUUUCCCGUCCUAGUCUCCUUCCUUCCACCAACACACACACACCUCUAUCUUCCAGCCCUACUUACUCUUGCUAGAAGUUUCAACUCGACCAUUCUAGAUGAACGCCUACUUGAGCUAGCAGGGGAACUUUCUGAAGAGCAUGUUGCUGGCGCCGCUGGCCCCGCAGGCGAGGAAGGCGGCGCUAAAUGGAAAGAUAUCGGCAUCUACACUGAAGCCGAUUGGAACUUUAUCGUUGGGAAAGGUUUAACCUCUAUGGAUGUACCUGUGGGAUCAAAUCGGAACGCGUCCACAACUUCAUCUCAUGCGGAUGCUCAACACAAAUGGGCCUUGAAGAUCAAGAAGAAUAUCAGUCGCCAGCAAUCGCUAGCUAGAAUGCUAGUCUAUUCUAUGGCUGUCGAUGGACCUGUUCGCGAAAGUUCUGCACCAACUCCACGCGCCGGAGGCGCGAAACUCAUCCAGCCUGUCGGCUUUGUUGCUGGUUCAAAGGCAUUGGACACCCUCGACCGCAUUAUCACGAGUUUGGAGACAUUUUUUCAUCCUUCGAACUCCGGUUCAUAUACCAUUGCGUUAACGUCGUUCCUGCAAUAUCUUUCCGCCUUCUUUUGUCAGAGAAUACGGGAAGAAGAGCAAGGCUCGUGUCGGACACCAGUGACUCAACGACUCACUCCCGCGAUUCGUCGGUCAUUUGUCAGUAUCUUACGGACACCUGCUCUUCUGGCAAUGUUUUCCAAAGACCCUAUGUCCAUGGCAUGUGCUCAGGCAACUCUCCGCGCUUUGGCUGUACUCGAGCCCAGCCUCAUCAUUCCCGAACUUUUGGAGCGGAGCUACAGUGGACUGGAAGUCGUCAAUGAGACUCAUCGAACCACCGCAGUCCUGACGAUGCUCAACGCCAUCUCUCGGACACUAGUCACAGAAAAACUGUAUCUUGGCGGUCAAAAGCAUCUGGUGCCAUUGCUGGAGUUGAGUUUACCUGGCAUUGAUUUGAACGAUGCGGGAAAGACUUCUUGUGCUACUACUUUUAUCGUCUCCGCCAUUCAGCACAUCCGCAUUGGAGACCUAUCAAAUAAAACAUCGGGUUCUGCAUUCGACGAGGAGCUCAUGGAAGUAGAUGGUACCGAUUCUACACCAUUUCCAUCGGGAACAGAACCAGGCGAUGUACCAAUGCUCAGCAAAGACGAAGAACGAGCACUCGUACGCGACAGUACAGCGGCCUUCGCAGACUGGGUCACUGCUCUCUUCAGACGUGUAUUGGCUUUAUACGAAAAUCUUCCUGAAGAAGGCGGUCGUCGGAAUACCACAGGCGGAAAAACGGAAGAGACUGUGCUGAGCUCCAUCAAGAGUAUGAUCGAUAUAGUUUGUCUUCACUUAGACGAAGCGCUCUUCGAUCUCGUGCUCAAACUAGUGUUUGACUAUGGAACCACCAAUGCCAAAUCAAAUGUUGUCAAGGCGUUCGGUCAACUCGUUGGGUGUCUGGCCCGCGUGCGACCUGAUGAAACUCUGGCCAAAUUUUUACCCCAUUGUAUUGCAUCAGUCGAGGAAGAGCUCCGACAUGGUGCUUCGAGUGUGAGGACCACUUCUGCAGGAACGGCAGUCCCUUCAGAUACGACGCUUCAUUGGAACCUUGCCAUCUUACGGGGCUGUCUCGGGCACUCCGGGCCGGCGCUUCUCAAGUACAAGGAACAGAUACUAAGUCUCCUAGAGUUGCUCGUCGACAAAACUAAAGGCGAAAGAGGCUAUAGUAGCACGGGACGCUUGCUCUCGCGCAUUCUUCAUGUUGCCAGUGUCUACCCGAUCAAUAGCAGGUUUUUGAAUAGUGCGGACUGGCAUAAUCCAGCGACGGAAAGCGCAGCCUAUUGGGGCAAAUUCUAUGAGGGCAAAGACGUCGUCAUUGAAUGGCAUGUGCCGUCGGCAGCUGAGAUCAGCUUUGUUCUGGAGAUCAUCGACAGAAUUGGGACUCCAGCUCUCAAUAAAGUAGAAGAACUCAUAGCAACGAUGGGAACUUGGGACUCAGCAGCACGUAAUGACUUCUGUCGCUAUUUGCAUGCUUGUCGCUCGAUUUGGGGAGGACUGCCAACUAUACUGAAGGAACAGUCCAAGACUGUUCCUAAAGCUCUUGUUCGUCCGGAUACCGAGAUGCAGGAGCUCCUUGUCUCGCAUAUCGAUGUUGAGGCGGGCUUCGCUCUGAAGGACCCUUCUGAUCCACGAUAUCGAACGGUUCUUGAUGCUCGUCUGCGCUUUGGUGAUGUUGUUCAGCGUGCCGCCAAUGCCUUGAGGCAAAAUACUGGUGGCGAAGACCACAUCGAUGCCAUUCUCGGUGUCGCUCGAUCUAUAGACAUUUAUUUGCUGACCUAUGCAGUGACCAGAACCACGGCAGAGGCGUUGCACAAGAAUUACACACAAGCUCGCGAUGCGAAUCGAAUAUGGUCCCAGCAAAAAGAUAAUUCCCGCUUAGUGUUCAUCAAACGCGCCCACGUGUUCCAUUGCAACCGGCUUUAUAUGCACAGCUUGUAUCGACAGCGUUCUGCUCUGGAUGACAAGCUUAUCGACGAACUCUUGGAACUGUCCCUUUCCCCAUAUACGCGUAUUAGGCGAUCUGCCCAGGGUAUCUUCAACAAUGUUUCCGCGGUCUACCUUCGAUCCACUCGCUAUGCUCUCCCGACCCUUUUGGGAGCACUUUCAAGGGGAAACGAUCCUGAUCGCAUGAAAGGUGCACUAUAUGUACUGGCGAACAAGCCAAUUAUGAUGUACGCUGUCGGUGAUCUUACCUAUUACAACCAGCUACAUAUCGCUUUAUUGGAAUGUCAACACGAGGAAAAGCCAUCCAUUCAAAAACUCGUUUCGACACUGUCGGCAGACUGUGCGUCACAAACUCGAGAAGAGGACGGCCAUACCGACGCGUAUACACUGGAAACCCAACGCGUCGAAGAGGCUGUAGCGUCGCUAGACGCAGAGUUAUCUGUGACAAUUGACCCACAACUCCUCAAAGAGGCCAAGCUCAAGGGAGAAGCUCGAACUCGUUUGCGCAACUCCACGCACGCAGCCAUGAUGAAUUCCUUCCUCGAGAUAGCGGUUCGGCCUACAACACACUGGAGAUACGUCCAGAUGGCCCUCCGCUUUCUCUCAGCACAUCUCCGCCGAGAUGUCCCUCCAGUCCCAGGCGUGGGACAAUUCUUCUUGAAGAACGCUCUUAGCCCUCAGCCAACAAUUCGCAGUACAGCUCAACUUGCUUUAGUCAAGAUGAUGGGAUUCAUCAAAAUGAGAAGCUACGCCAAGUCUUUUGAGGAACUGUGGAUGGACGAAUGGAAACACCCCCUGGAAAGGACGGUUCAAAUACAUGAUCCUAUUGUCUUCAUGAACUCUCUUUUCACGGCAGACUCGCUCUAUGUCGAUAAAAUUCAGACUGGGUUCGUAUUGUGGAAAGCCGGCGUUAAAGGCUAUGCUCCGGUUACUGGAGAUGCGAAAGCUGUUACAUGGGAGAAGGACUCACAAUCAACCCUUCAGGCUGUCGGAGACCUCAUCUCUGCUGAAUACUUUCAGCAAUUGGCCUUGUUGUGGAGCCAGGAAUCGCAGAAAGCAGGUGUUGACCUUCGGGCAGACAACGUCGCUUUCAUCAAGACUCUUGCUAAAAUAUUCGAGGGCACCAUCCUACAAAGUGUACUGACGACAGUUGAUCCGUUGCUUUCUGACCCCGACAAGUUCAAACAACGAGCCGGAGCUGAAUUCCUCACGGGCCUAUGGCGAGGGUCCAAACACUGGCCACAACCACUUCACCACGAACUUUGGACAUGGAGUAUACCAAGGCUCAACUCGAUACUCUCACAAAUCAAACCGGAUACGUUCCCUCUCUGGCAAAGUGCCAUAUCGCUUCAGAUUCAAGAUCGCGAUCCUCGGCGCAAUCAAGCACUCAUUGACUGGAUUCUCAGUCUUCCCCUUGAUUUCACCGGCGACUCUGCGUUUGCUAUGAGCAAGUCGUUAUAUCUUUUUGGGCUGGUUGCAGAUGGCCUUAGUGUUCGAUUCCGGCCGCGAGCGGAUCAGUCAGUCAACCUGUUGUUCGACAAUGCCAAUAACGGCUACAACGAAAUACGAGCACAUAUUUCGGCGUAUUUGCAUAUUUUAAUCAGAGACCAAUGGACUCCGUCCUACCCUUCGCUCAAAGAGUUUUUAUUGGCUUGUGAGAGCUCUCCCGAUCCGUUGGGUUUACGUGUCGCCAAAUAUGAUGGACGCGUCAAAGAUAUUCUCAGCAAACUCCCGAAACUCAAGGAAGAGCGACUUCCCCCGCCUCGAGUCAGCCAAUCAGAGUAUGACAAAAUCGGCUUGACCCUUCUGCAAUGGCUAUGGAUUUCUGCUUAUAGCUCCAACCCUGCGUUGAUCUUUCCUUAUGCGGUGCCGAUGAUGCCAGAGAUUUUGCGGAUGUCUGAGCUCAACGAUAGUUCCGACCUCCAAGUCUACAGUUCCGCCGUUCUCUACGUGUUGUCUGCAGUGGCCGUGCCAGAUGUCUAUGUUCCCGAUAUAUUGAAGAACUUCGUCGACGCCAUAAAAUCCUCGACUUCCUGGCGCAUUCGUCUGCAUGCCUUACCUGCGCUUGUAGUCUUCUUCUAUCGCAAUCUCCUUUCGAUCUCGUCAACAGGUGUAAGCCAAGUUAUGGACGUUCUUCUAGAUUGUCUGGGCGACGAGAACGUAGAAAGUAUCGUCCCACUCAAGAACCGCUUCCUCGCCUUGGCGCGGAAAACGACGCUACCAGCGAGAAGGGACCCCGCCUAUGCCGACUCACUUCGGGCAUUGCAUUCGGCCAUUCUAGGGCUAUGUGCGCUUAUUGAAAGCUUCCCUUACUCCGUGGAGCCUUGGAUGCCUCCUCUAACUGAAAUUCUGGCGGCUCAUGCGAGCGACCCGCCGCCUAUCUCCACCACUAUCAGGAACUGUGCUUCCGAGUUCAAAAAGGACACCUGGCACAAGGAUCAGUUGUUGUUCGACGAAGACCAGUUGCAGAGUCUGUCGAGCAUGUUGGUGGGAACCUCAUACUACGCAUAA